Molecule: messenger RNA, 1839 nt
Organism: Torulaspora globosa
Lineage: Eukaryota; Fungi; Ascomycota; Saccharomycetes; Saccharomycetales; Saccharomycetaceae
Gene: RRN3
Product: rDNA-binding RNA polymerase I transcriptional factor
Exons: 2
Coding region: 1-1839 (612 amino acids)
Biological process (GO): transcription initiation at RNA polymerase I promoter
Cellular component (GO): nucleus
Molecular function (GO): RNA polymerase I general transcription initiation factor activity; RNA polymerase I core binding
Source: RefSeq, a predicted model, not a curated record
AUGAUGGCUUUUGAAAACUCUGGCAAAAGGCCUGCGCAAGAUGUUGUGGUUAGUGCAAUGGAAUCCAAAAAGCGCAAGGUGGAGUUUUCCGAUAAGAUUACAAUGCAUACUGGGGACGAUGACCACGAUGAUGCGAAUAUUUCAACCGAAAUGUAUAAGAGAUUUGUCAAAUCUGCAUUGGACGAGUUAGAGAAAAACUCCAACACUCAAGUGGGAUUGAUAGCUAGUCAGGUUGCUCUUCCGAGAAAGAGUGAAGAUCAUGUCAGUCUGGCCAACCUCGAUGUUCUGCUGGACGUGCUCUCCGAUAACAUCAGCAGGAUUGAGACGUCUCGUGCAUCUCCGUUGAUACAAUCUAUCGUCCACUUGGAAAAAUGGUGGGAGCUACCGUCGCAAACUCUAGGUAAAUAUAUAUUUUUCAUUAGAGUCCUGUGCUCGAGUAUACCUAAAUGGUGGCAAGACGUGUCAAUGGUUCUGAUAUCGGGGUUCCACUUGCCACUUGAGAUGACAGUCAGUCAUCAUGACAUGCUGCGGUAUUUCUUAAAGAUGAUUCCCUCAUCUAUGGGGUUCAUUGAUAUAUACAUGCCCAAGUUCUUCCCUAGCAACAAUGAUUCCUGUAAAAAUUUGGUCAAUUAUGUUGCUAAUCUGCUGAAAUUUACCAGUUAUUGCAAGGAAUUGCAGUUCCAGGCCUGGUCCCUAAUCAUUGAAAGGGUUAUUUCCUUGGACGUCGAGCUACAAAAUGAAUUGGAUGAACUGGAUGAUGACAUUGAGGAUGAAGAUUUAGAUCUGGCGGACGACGAAGAAGCUGGGGACGACGAAGAGGAUGACGAAGAAGCAGUGGAUGUAGAAACUCGAGAUGAUGAUAAGGAAGAUGACGUCGGGGAGGAUGGUGAGAUUGAGGGAGAAGAAGAGUACAAUGUACAGGCCACUCAGAAUAUUAAGGAUUUCUCGAAAAAACUGGACGCCAUUUUAACCAUGGUGACAGAAUGUUUGAGGGAAAAGGUAACGCCUGAAAGUCUGAAAUCCGGCGAAGGCGUCUCAGUCUUCAACACUAUCACAACUCUAUUCAAGACCCACGUUUUGCCCACAUAUUUCACAAGAUCAGUUCAAUACAUAAUGUUCCACAUUUCGCAGCACCAAAUCGAGCUCAUGGAUUCGUUUCUGGUCACCCUUAUCGACAUAUCUUUCUCACCCACAGAAACAGCAGAGACAAGGAUCAAAUCAUUGCAAUAUCUGGGGUCUUUCAUUGCGCGGGCUAAGAAACUCUCACGUACUCAAAUCAUAUUUGUGGCGAGCUACCUGGCAUCGUGGUUGAAUCGUUACGUGCUAGAAAGAGAGGAAGAAGUAGAUCAGCCAGGUGGCAUGGACAGAUUCAAGCAUUUUUAUGGCGCUUUCCAAGCCCUAUGUUACAUUUUCUGCUUUAGACAUACUCUCUUUAGAGAUGCUGACGGCAACUGGGAAUGCGAACUGGACAAAUUUUUCCAAAGAAUGGUCAUAUCCAAGUUCAACCCACUCAAAUAUUGUAACGAGAAUGUUAUGCUAAUGUUUGCACGCAUUUCCCAGCAUGAGGAUCUGGCCUACUGCUUCAGCAUCAUCGAAAAUAAUAACAAUCAGCGGCUGAGGGGCAUUAUUGGCAGAGGCGACAAAGAGCAAAAGGGCAGCGUGUAUUCUUCAGCUGCAAGUACCUGGUCUUUGGCAACGAGGCAACAAUUUAUAGAUUUGCAAAGCUACUUCCCCUACGAUCCGCUAAUUCUGGAGCGCUCCAAAGAGAUAAUGAAAGAGUUCUACAUCGAGUGGAGCGAAGUCAGUGGAGAAUACGAAAGUGACGGUCUUGAAGACUAG